CAAAUGUUCAAUAGCAGCUCCAUCACCCACUUCCUCCUCCUGGCAUUUGCAGACACACGGGAGCUGCAGCUCGUGCACUUCGGGCUCUUCCUGGGCAUCUACCUGGCUGCCCUCCUGGGCAACGGCCUUAUCAUCACCACCAUAGCCUGUGAUCACCGCCUCCACACCCCCAUGUACUUCUUCCUCCUCAACCUCUCCCUCCUUGACCUGGGCUCCAUCUCCACCACUGUUCCCAAAGCCAUGGCCAACUCCCUCUGGGACACCAGGGAUAUCUCCUAUGCAGGAUGUGCUGCCCAAGUAUUUCUCUUUUUGUUUUUCAUUUCAGCAGAACUGUCUCUUCUCACUGUCAUGGCCUAUGACCGCUACGUUGCCAUCUGCAAACCCCUGCACUACGGGCCCCUCCUGGGCAGCAAAGCUUGUGUCCACAUGGCAGCAGCUGCCUGGGGCAGUGGGUUCCUCUAUUCUCUCCUGCACACUGUCAAUACAUUUUCACUCCCUCUCUGCAAGGGCAAUGCUGUAGACCAGUUCUUCUGUGAAAUCCCUCAGAUCCUCAAACUCUCCUGUGCUGAUAUUUAUCUAAGGGAGGUUUGGCUUAUUAUGUUUAGUGUGCUUGUGAUCUCUGGAUGUUUUAUUUUCAUUGUGCUGUCCUAUGUGCAGAUCUUUAGGGCCGUGCUGAGGAUCCCCUCUCAGCAGGGACGACACAAAGCCUUUUCUAUGUGCCUCCCUCACCUGGCUGUGGUCUCCGUUUUUAUCAGCACUGCAGUGUUUGCAUACCUGAAGCCCCCUUCCAUCUCUUCCCCAUCCCUGGACCUGGUGGUGGUACUGCUUUACUCAGUGGUGCCUCCAACAGUGAACCCCCUCAUCUACAGCAUGAGGAACAAGGACCUCAAAAAAGCCCUUUUGAAACUGAUGGAAUGGGUGCUGUUUCACUGGAAAUAA
Molecule: messenger RNA, 939 nt
Organism: Egretta garzetta (little egret)
Lineage: Eukaryota; Metazoa; Chordata; Aves; Pelecaniformes; Ardeidae
Product: olfactory receptor 14C36
Exons: 1
Coding region: 4-939 (311 amino acids)
Biological process (GO): G protein-coupled receptor signaling pathway
Cellular component (GO): membrane
Molecular function (GO): olfactory receptor activity; G protein-coupled receptor activity
Source: RefSeq, a predicted model, not a curated record